Molecule: messenger RNA, 828 nt
Organism: Vicia faba (fava bean)
Lineage: Eukaryota; Viridiplantae; Streptophyta; Magnoliopsida; Fabales; Fabaceae
Source: the annotation of a GenBank genome assembly
AUGUUGAUUCCACUUGCAGUUGUUGAUGAUGUUGCUAUCUUGGAUCCUCGUACCCACAACAACAUGUUACACCCUGUGUAUGUUCUCUUUGAUUCUCGUACCAUGUCUCACAACCACCACCCAACACCACCACCACCACCACCUUGGUCUGUCAACAUGUACAACAAUGUCCCAAGAAGAUUAAUGUCUCACAACCACCACCCAACACCACCACCACCACCACCUUGGUCUGUCAACAUGUACAACAAUGUCCCAAGAAGAUUAAUGUCUCACUACCACAACAACGUUCCAACAAGAUUAUUGUCUAACAACGGCAACAACGUUCCAAACGGCAACAACGUUUCAUCAAGAUUAAUGUCUCACAACGGCAACAACUUUUCAUCAAGAUUAAUGUCUCACAACCGCAUCAAUGUUUCAUCAAGAUCCACUUCAUCAACGAGCCGCAACAACGUUUCAUCAAGAUUCACUUCAUCAACCGUGUCUAUGGUAGAUGAAACUCUUGUCUAUGAUUCUACUAUCAACAGCAACAUUCCAAGAACACGCUCAUUUAAUCUCCACCACAACAACAAUGGUACUAGAGCUUCUUCUUCCCCUGUGAACAGUGGUCAAAAUACUAGAAAUUCUGCUGCUGUCUUGAUGGGUGUUCAAGAACAUGUUACAACAUCAACAAUAGAUGCAGAAUCCAUCUGUUGCAUUUGUCUUGUUCACUUGUCUAAUGCUUCUUCCACGCCAAUUCAGUUGCGCUGCUCUCAUAUAUUUCACACUGACUGUAUUCAGAAAUGGGUUAAUAUCAGACAAACGUGUCCACUAUGUCGGGCCGAUGUUUAG